AUGACCGCCAUCUUCUAUGCUGCCUGUGGUGGCUUUGUCUGGUGUAGCUUUCUCUGGGCUGUUGGAAUUGUGGGCUGCUCAGCCGCUCGGAAACGAUACCGACUACGCCCCCGUUCUCCCCUCGCGACAGCACCAGCUUCAUCCGUUCCGGGUGUCUCCAUUCUUCGACCGUUGAAGGGUCUUGAUACGAACCUUUAUGAAAAUUUGGAAUCCACAUUCACCCAAGAAUAUCCCAACUUUGAGAUCCUGCUCUCUGUUGCAGACGAAAACGACCAAGCACUCCCUGUUGCCCGCGAGCUGAUUGCCAAGUACCCACAUGUCAACUGCAGAAUCAUUGUGGGCGAAGAAAUCGUCGGUGUCAACCCUAAAGUCAACAAUCUCGUCCGCUCAUACCGCGAAGCUGCCCACGACAUUCUCUGGGUCAUAGACUCGAAUGUUACGGUGCAUUCAGGUACCCUUGCACGCUCGGUAGAUGCCUUAUCUGGUUCUCCUAAUGCGAAGAAACGCAUCGCUCUUGUACACCAUGUGCCAUUCGCCGUCGUCACCGAAAACAAAAUCGGGUCGCGGAUCGAGGAAGCAUUUUUGAAUACCAACCACGCCAAGAUGUACAUCGCAAUCAACACUGUCGCCGUCGACUCAUGCGUUAUGGGCAAGUCCAAUGUCUACAGACGGUCCGAUCUUGAACGGGUGAAUGGCUCUCUAAAGCCUGUCCCCACUUCAGGUUCCCAGCCUGGCACCCGCGGGUUGCCCGCAUUCGCCCGCUUCCUAGCGGAGGACAACAUGAUUGCUGGCGCUUUGUGGCAUGAACUGGGUGACCGCCAUGACCUUUCAUGCGACAUUGCCCGUAAUGUCGUGGGAAACAUGUCUCUCUCAGACUACAUACGGCGUCGCGCGCGUUGGAUUCGUGUCCGAAAACAUAUGGUGCUAAGUGCGACUUUAUUGGAGCCAUUCACCGAAUCUGUCGUUCUUUCGUUAAUUCUGGCUUGGAGUCUCAACACACUCUUCGCAGUCCCCCCAUUACUAUCGCUUGCUGCUCAUUUUGCCAUCUGGAUUUAUGUCGACCUCGAUGUUUAUGCAUCACUCGCCGGCCAUCCUUUACCUGCUGGCCAGCGAUGGUCGUUCAUGGCGGCUUGGGCUGCCCGUGAGCUCCUCGCAUUGCCCAUAUUCUUGUUUGCAAUCUUUGGCAGCCAGGUCACGUGGAGGGGACGCAACUAUACCAUCCUGCGCAACGGCGAAGUCGAGCGGGCAGAGCAAACGCGCUCCUGGUUUCAACGACUAAGACAACCAAAAAAUUACGAUCCUCUCAGUACUGAAUUAUAA
Messenger RNA from Mycena indigotica, 1320 nucleotides. RefSeq names its product Glycosyltransferase family 21 protein. The transcript has 2 exons. Gene Ontology annotation, biological process: glucosylceramide biosynthetic process. NCBI's taxonomy places the organism in Eukaryota, Fungi, Basidiomycota, Agaricomycetes, Agaricales, Mycenaceae. Gene Ontology annotation, molecular function: ceramide glucosyltransferase activity. The coding region runs from base 1 to 1320 and encodes 439 amino acids. Gene Ontology annotation, cellular component: membrane. The record is from RefSeq and is a predicted model, not a curated record.